AUGGAUAAGACAAUGGAUUCACCAACGGAUGGAAGUCCCCUAUCAGAAGCUGAGGGUUUUGUAGAAAGUGAAACAGACUAUUCCAGCAUCAGGGGGAAGAUGAUUCUGGUAAGUCCCACAGCCGAUGAGUAUGAUCUUCUGAGAAAACAACUUCUGGAAAGGUUAGAGGCUGGCAAUGGAGAGAUCAUAUACGAUAUUGGACAAGGAGAAGACGGCAAGGGCUUGAACGAAGACGAGUACAGCGCGUCCGUCGCGACGCUCCAGUCGCUGGUGAGCGGCGAGCGAGUGUCGUGCGUCGAGCUGCGCCGAUGGGAGUGCGGCUCCGGCCUGGUGGGCCAGUACCUCCUGCGCACCGAGCUCGACCACACAGACUUCAUGGAGAUCCGAGUGGCGGUGGUGGGGAACGUGGACGCGGGGAAGUCCACCCUGCUGGGGGUGCUGACCCACGGCGAGCUGGACAACGGGCGGGGGCACGCGCGCCAGCGCCUCUUCCGCCACAAGCACGAGCUGGAGAGCGGCCGCACCAGCUCCGUCGGCAACGACAUCCUCGGCUUCGACAGCAUGGGCAAUGUGGUUAACAAACCUGAUCACGGGACAUUGGAUUGGGUGAAGAUUUGCGAGAAGUCGUCUAAAGUUAUCACGUUCAUCGACCUAGCCGGCCACGAGCGGUAUCUCAAGACUACCGUCUUUGGCAUGACGGGACACGCUCCAGACUUUGGCAUGCUCAUGAUCGGCGCCAAUGCAGGUAUCGUGGGUAUGACGAAGGAACACCUUGGCUUGGCGCUAGCGUUGUCCGUGCCAGUGUUUGUGGUGGUCACUAAGAUUGACAUGUGCCCGCCCAACGUGCUACAGGAUAAUUUGAAAAUGCUGAUUAGAAUUUUGAAGUCUUCCGGAUGCAGGAAAGUGCCUGUGAUGGUGAAAACGAAGGACGAUGUUAUAGUCAGUGCUACGAACUUUGUAUCGCAGAGGCUAUGUCCUAUUUUCCAAGUUUCAAAUGUGACCGGUGAAAACCUUGAGCUACUGACAAUGUUCCUUAACCUUCUGAAAACCCGUAUGCCCUCACAAGACGACAAGCCCGCUGAGUUCCAGAUAGACGACACUUACUCAGUACCUGGCGUGGGGACGGUGGUGUCGGGCACGACGCUGGCGGGCACGAUCCGGCUGAACGACACGCUGCUGCUGGGCCCCGACGCGCUGGGCCGCUUCGCGCCGGUGGCGGUGCGCGGCAUCCACCGCAAGCGGAUGCCCGUGCCCGAGGUGCGCGGCGGACAGACGGCCAGCUUCGCCCUCAAGAAGAUUAAACGCUCACAGAUACGCAAGGGUAUGGUGAUGGUCUCGCCUGCGCUGAAUCCGCAGGCCUGCUGGCAAUUCGAAGGCGAAAUCCUUGUACUGCACCACCCCACCACCAUUUCGUCUAGAUACCAAGCUAUGGUGCACUGCGGCAGUAUCAGGCAAACCGCGUCAAUCCUCUCGAUGUCGCGCGACUGUCUGCGCACCGGCGAUAAGGCGCUGGUACGAUUCCGGUUCAUCAAGCACCCGGAGUAUCUCAAGCAUGGACAACGCAUGGUGUUCCGCGAGGGUCGCACGAAAGCGGUGGGCAAUGUGCUGCGGCCGGAACCCGUGGCUGCCGGCAGGGCGGCGCCGCCGCGCCACAAGCACGACCUCCACCAGCCGCAGAGCCAGCACAACCAGCAGAGGCGCCAGCCCGACCACGAACAACAGGACAAAGAUGCUGACGUAACGGCUGUUGAUUCACCAUUUGAAGUGCAAGCGGACAAACGUAGUGCUGGCGGGGGACGGCGCCCACGCAAGAGACACGACAAGACCAGCCAGCAACCACAGCCAGCCGUACAAGCC
Messenger RNA from Iphiclides podalirius (scarce swallowtail), 1857 nucleotides. The record is from the annotation of a GenBank genome assembly. Lineage: Eukaryota; Metazoa; Arthropoda; Insecta; Lepidoptera; Papilionidae.